Molecule: messenger RNA, 537 nt
Organism: Neltuma alba
Lineage: Eukaryota; Viridiplantae; Streptophyta; Magnoliopsida; Fabales; Fabaceae
Product: TMV resistance protein N-like
Exons: 2
Coding region: 1-537 (178 amino acids)
Biological process (GO): signal transduction
Source: RefSeq, a predicted model, not a curated record
AUGCAGCGUCUUCCCGCCAAGCUCUGCCGCAACGUCGUACGCCCCGCCUGCGACGUCUUCAUCAACCACCGUGGCAUCGACACCAAGAAGAACGUCGCCGGUUUGAUCUACCACCACCUCUCCGGCAUGGGUGUCCGGUCGUUCCUCGAUAGUAUGAAUAUGAAGCCCGGCGACCGGCUCUUUGAUCAUAUUGACAGGGCCAUUCGCGGUUGCAAGGUCGGCGUCGCCGUCUUCAGCCCGCGGUACUGCGACUCUUACUUCUGCCUCCACGAGCUCGCUCUUCUCAUGGAAUCGAAGAAAAAAGUGGUUCCGAUCUUCUACGACGUGAAGCCGUCCCAGCUUCAGGUCAGAGACAAUGGGACUUGUCCGGCGAAAGAGCUUCAGAGGUUCAGAUACGCACUUGAAGAAGCCAAAUACACUGUUGGAUUGACCUUCGACCCAGUCACAGGGGACUGGUCGGAAUUACUGAAGGAUGCUUCAGAAGCGGUGAUUACCAACUUGCUGGAGGUUGAAGAAGAACGGAAACGACGCCGUUAG